Messenger RNA from Salvia miltiorrhiza (redroot sage), 2332 nucleotides. RefSeq lists its product as uncharacterized. Gene Ontology annotation, molecular function: protein binding. Bases 266 to 2185 code for a protein of 639 amino acids. The record is from RefSeq and is a predicted model, not a curated record. The transcript is spliced from 2 exons. Lineage: Eukaryota; Viridiplantae; Streptophyta; Magnoliopsida; Lamiales; Lamiaceae.
AAAAACCCUAAUUGCUGUCGAUUCGGUUUUAUUUUUCAGCCUCGCAUUACCCCCUCUCCCCUCUUUCUCUCUACAUAUAUAAAGACAUUUCGCAAUCCAUUUUUUCUCUCUCUAUAUAACAUUUCGCGAAUUCUCUGUCUGUUCUGACACUAAAUCCAAUCCUCCAUCCUCGUACGACAACAAUUUGACGCCGCGGCGCUCGAUAUUGUCAUCGAUCGCAUCGAUCCGUUAAGUUUUGCAGAAAAUAGAGCUUGAAGUUGCAGAUAUGUCUCCAGCAUCCAAAUCUAAGUCCAAAGAUAAAAAGAUUGGCAAGGAAGCUCCAAAGAAUUCUCUAAAGCCUUUGGGUCAUGUUAAUACCAGUAGUGGGGCCCCAGCAAGUGGAUACAAUCCUGUUCUGGGAACAUUUCAUACAUUUGAAUCAGCACCAGUGCCUUCUGCCAGUCCGCUUCAUGUUAAUGGUCGUUUCCGGAAUAUAGAUGACACCGAUGAUCAUAAUGGAAGUUCAUCAGGAACUGGCGUUGAGUAUGAUUCUAUUUCCAAUAAUGGUAGUUGGUCUGGUGACUCUGAAGACCAUAAAGAAAAGCCAUCUCAACCGCUUACGCGCCAGGAUAUAAUACCUGGAGCUGACAAUGACAAAAGAGAGAAAAUACGGCAGAAGAAUGAGAGGAAACAUCAGCGUCAAAAGGAGAGGCGAGCUCAAGAGUUGCACGAACGGUGCAGUGGCUAUCUCAUGUCGAGGAAGCUGGAAGCACUGGCACAACAGCUUGUAGCUAUGGGUUUCUCCCAAGAGCGGGCGACGAUGGCUCUUAUUCUGAAUGAAGGUAGGGUAGAGGAAUCAGUAUCAUGGCUUUUUGAAGGUGGUGAAGAAGACAAGAAAUUGGAACACAAUCUCGAUGGUGGGGGUAAUUUGAAAAUUGACAUAUCGGAUGAGCUUGCUCGCAUUACAGAUUUGGAAAUUAGAUAUAAGGCUUCCAAACAAGAGGUGGAAAGAGCUGUAGUAUCCUGUGAGGGCGAUCUUGACAGGGCUGAAGAAUCAUUAAAGACACAAAAGGAAGAUCCUCCUGCUGUCCCGUCUAAGCCUGAUGAAAAUGGCGAUACUCCUACUGUUGCAAAUACCAAGCUAGCAAUUGCGAUUAGUCAAAAUUCUUUAAGAAUACAGCCAAAGUCUACUUCAGCUACCACUGUACAGCAGAGAAGGGAUGACAAAGAUUUCAACUAUACCAAAGUUCCAACAAUGCUAGGGUCUUUAGUGGAUCCUGCUGCGACCAAAAGCAUGCAGGUGUUGAAGAAAAUACCACCUAAAACUGACUGGGCAAAACCACAGCAGAUUGCUGUGCCAGCAGAGAAAAGGUGGGUAAGUGCAGGGUCAGAUCCAUCUGCGUCGUUUUCUUUAGCAUCACAAUCACCAACUCUAACCAAGACGGAUGUUCGCUAUGUUGGAGUUGGAAAUGAAUUGAAGAAUUUGCAGCUUGGAUCAGUCAAAGAACCAGUCAUUGUCAUGCAGCGACCUCAAUCUAUUAACGCAAAGCAGGCUCCCAGCACAAGUAUUAGCUCGUCUCCUCCCGGACCGAUGGCUAUGAGUUGGUAUACUAGUUCUGGUGAAACAAUGAAGCCACAUGGAUUUGUGCCAUCCGUUGCUGUGUCUAACGCUGUUAGCUCAAAUCAGUUGUACAGCCAACCUCCAUACCAGUCGUCACAGCAGCAAUUUAUGUCCAGUAGUGGCUCAAUGGAUUCAUCAGGAACUAAAAGAGCCAACAAUGGUUUCUGGGGGCGAGGCGGAUCACCAGCACUUGCUGCACCUUCCUCCCUCGGUCUCUUCUCCUGCGUUGGUGCCAGCGGCACAUCUGGGAUUUCAUCGCAGGUGGACUGGAGCACCGGCAGCUCAAUGUUGCAAUUUGAUUACACCAAUAUAGACUGGAGUUUGGAUCGUGGGUCAGUAUUGCCAAGACCUAACGGUCUGUGGACUGGGGCAAACUACAUUCAAACCAAUACUCGUUCAUAUGAUUCGUUUGCUUAUGGUGCGGGUGUGAAGUCCGCUAUGAGGCCCGGGCUGUCGAAUGGGAAUGGUGCAGCAAUGGACGGGAACGACCCGAUUGCUGCUGCCUCGCGGGAAUGGACUUCGCCGUUUGAAGAGAAAGACCUGUUCAGUUUACCCAGACAGGUUGUUUCCUCUCCUACACUGUAAGUGAAUGGCGAGGGAUUCUAUGAAUAAAGAAAAGGGAUCAUGCGCUUGCUUUUGAUGUUGGUGUUGGUUCUUUGAUGCUUUUGCCUUUGUUCUUCAUGUCAAUUGACAAAAUCUUAAUGGGAAAAAGCAUUACAGUUUCUUUGCUUC